AGAAACCAGACGCGGUCGCCUCUGCACCACCACCGCCCGCUCGACGCAGGCAACGGCCUCGACGACGACGACGACGACGCCCACUUCCAUGUCUGCGCCCAAGCUGCCCGUCGUCCGCCUUCCCGUCGUCUACAGCAGCGGCACCCAGACCGAUCCCGACGCCGCGGGUUCGGACGGCGUUAUGGUCGAGCUACCGUCCUCGUCCAAGUUUGCUUUCGCCUGGCCGAAGGACGGCACGGCUCCCCCUGGAGGCGCGGCGGCGCCGUCGACGAUCAUGGAGCGCGUGCCUGCGCUGGGCGAUUCGGCGUCCACGUCGGACGCGGAUACGGACGCAUCGGACGCGCACAGCGAUCACGAGGCGGGCGGGAGGGUCCCGGAUAGGAUUGACGGACGUGCAGGGGUGGCGCAGGGGACGGACGCGGGCCAGCAGGAUCUAGAGGAACAGGACACGGAGGGCAGCGAAUACACGCCCACCAACCGGCUGCACCUCGACGAGAACCCGCUCGAGGUGCCCCAACCCGCAGAAGGCCCGCCGCCGCCCCUGCCUCGCCUCACUCGCGCCUUCUCGAUGCCCGUCCCGUCCCAGCUCGGGCACCUCAAGAACCCGCGUCGGGGGUUCUCGAGCAUCAGCAGCAACUCGCCACCCCAGACCGCGCUCGAGAGCCCGAUCGCGCAAGACGACUCGCCUUUGUGGACCCAUGAGCUCUCGCUCGAGCUCGCCGACUGGGCGCAGAUGGUCAUCCAGACCCUCCUCCAGCUCUCGCCGCCGCAGGUGCUCGAUCCGGCCAAGGAGCAGUUCUCCGCGUGCUCGCUCUCGAUCCCGACCCCGUCCAUCUCGGCCAUGUUCACGAGCAUGAAGAACCUAAACUAUAUGUCCGCCAAUAUGUCCACGUUCGCCUCCGGCCUGCCCAGUCCGCCGCUCACGUCCGGCUCGGACCGCCUCCCGUUCUCGAACGGUGUCAUCUCCGACUUUGACAUCGGCGAGACGCUCCAGAGCCUGGGCGACUCCAUGAGCGGGUUCGCCGCGGACGCCGGCGUGGAUCUCGUUAUAUAUCACGGCGACGUGGGCCUCAAGCACGUCUCGGUCAGGGGCGACGAGUGUGGGAUAUCGUACACCAUAACGCAUAUACUGCGGCAAGUCAUCUCCACGGCCAAACGUGGCGACUCCAUCGAAAUAGGCCUCUUUAUCGCCGACACCACGCCCCUCACGCCCGAACCGGAUGACGGCGCUCAUCCGCACCAAUUCGGCAAGCUGCGCUGUGCGAUCGACAUCGCGCACAAGUUCUUGCCCGAUCCAGCGCCGACCACGGGCACGCUCGACUCGCCGCCGCCCUCGCCCACCGCGACGCGCCCCGAACCGAACUACAGCUCGUCCGUCCUCCGCCGUCUGCUCCGCCUCCAGGACGCGAGGUUCCUCCCCGCGGUCCCGCCCAAGACGUUCUCGCUCGGCCGCGGUUGCGAGGUCGUGUUCACCCUCCCGCGCGGCGACCCGGCGGCGGUCAACCCGUCCGUCGGGCUCACGCCCGAGGAGGCGCCGUACGGGCACGUGCGCAUCGCGAGCGAGCCGACGCUCGACGAGCUCCAGGCGUUUGCGGAGACGCUGAAGGGCCGGAAGGUCACGCUGUACGCGAGCUCGAAGGGCUCGUUCGCGCACCAUCUGUCGAGCUACCUCACCGCGUGGGGGUUGGACGUCAGCCACGUCGCGCCCGAGACGGGCGUCGGAGAGGGAGAGCAGGAGCCUACGGAUGCGGGGUUGGAGAGUAUACCGGAGAUGGCGACGACGGAGGCGGUGAGCGGGAGGAGCAUGUUCGGGCCGGGGUCGGUGGGAUCGCGGAUGACGCCCCCGCUGAGCGCGUCGUCCGUGGACGGGUUUCCUUCGACGUUGCCCGAUUCGGCGUCGGCGCCUGCCAUGCCGAAUGCGUCGGUCCCCGCUGCGCAGCAUGCGCCGCUGGUGUUCAUCGACGACGACGUCCUGGUGCUUCGCGAACGGCUCAGGAAGGCGCGCGCGGAACAGCCGUACCCUCUACAUAUCGGUCGCAAGCGGCCCUCGCUCGCGGCGAACCACCGCCCGCGCUCGUCGCCGCACGUCGCGCGCUCGCUCGGGCUGCCCGUGCAACAGGGCUCCGCCGCUCCCGGCUCCUCGAACGCGUCCGCCGGCUUCGCGCCGUUCAACGCUCAGACGCAGCCGAGCGUGAUCAUACACUUUACGAGCCUGACCAACUACAAGCUCGUCAAGGACGCGGUGCAGUCCAUCUUCUUCCAGCCUGCGCAGGCGCGCGUGCCGGAGGUGAUCGUGAUACCGAAGCCGGCGGGGCCGCGGCGGUUCCUCACGGCGCUGCACACGGCGGUGACGAAGCCGGUCGUCGACCCGUUCUUCGCGCCGAUCGCGACGAGCCCGAUGUCGCCCGGCCUCGCGUCGCCGUUCUUCGGAUUCCCGCCCGCGCUGCACCACGCGACGGCCAACAACGCCGGCGGUAACGCCCACGUUGGCGGCGUCGGAUCGAGCGGACAGAAUAGUAGCAGCGGCGGAAGUGGAAGUGGAAGCGGAAGCGGAAGUGGAAGCGGGGGAGGGUCGAGCAGCGGGAAUAAUAGCGGGGGGAACGGUCAUGGCGGACGGACGCCUGGGUCGCCGCCGUCGAGGCCGCUGAGUGGGCUCAGGGGAGGGUCGGAGAAGACGCGCAGCCCGGGCGAGGUGGUUAUGGGCGGUGCGCACGGGCACCAUCCGCUCCCGCCGAGCCCGCUCGCGACGAGCGAGGGGAUGGAGUAUUUUGCGGAGGCGGCGGAGAAGCUGGGGACGAGCCCGAGCUCGGGGUUGGUGAUACAGAGCCCGGACGGGCAGCCGGCGGCGAUCUUCUUUCAUCCGAGGCCGAAGGGGUCUGGGUCGGGGCGCGCGCAGACGUUGGGUCCCGGUGUUGGGCUGGGGUUGGUGGAGAAGGGGACGGGUACGGUGGUGGGGAGUCCGAGGGUGGGGAGUAGGAGACAGAGCGGGGAACGUGGGGUAGAGAGGGAGGAGAAGGGGAAGGGGAAAGAGAGGGAGAGGGAGGAGAAGGAGAAGGAGAAGGAGAGCGUGCAGCAGCAGCAGCAGCAACAACAACAACAAGCGGGUCCAUCGACGCCGGCGAACGUGAAGAAGAGCCCGGUGCUCGCGGCGACGGCGUUGGCAGAGGCGCGUCGUCCCGCGACGAUGGUGACUGCACCGACGCCGUCGCCGUCCCCGUUACAUGUCGAGACUCCGCCGAGCUUGCAGGCGAUCGUGUCGGCGGGGAUGCAGGUGAUCUCGCCCGACGCGGUGAGCACGCCGGGGCUGCCGAGGCCGGUGAGGCGACAGAGCGGGGUCAUGCUGGAGAGGGAGAGGAGGGAGGGCACGCCGCCGGUCAGUCCGAGGAGCGAUGGGGCGGACAGCGCCGGAGGGCACACGCCGAGGAUCGUGAGGAGGAGGAGGAGUCAGGCGCCCAGGGGGAGUCCGGUGGUGAAGCCUGCGGCGACUGCUUCUGGCACGGGCGGGGAGAACAAGGUCGUGCCGCCGAUCAGCGUGUUAAUCGUCGAUGACAACCCGAUCAAUCAGACGAUCUUGUCGACGUUCAUGAAGCGGAAGAAGAUCAAGUAUGACGUGGCGAAGGAUGGGGCGGAAGCGGUUUCGAAGUGGCGGACGGGAGGGUUCCAUCUGAUCCUGAUGGACAUUCAGAUGCCGGUCAUGGACGGUAUACAGGCGACGAAGGAGAUCCGGCGGAUCGAGAAGAUGUACGGCGCCGUCGGGCCAGGGACGCCCUCGUCCGACCUGGGCACGCCGUCGGAAGCGGCCUCGUCGCUCUCUGCCGACUCGCGGAUCACGAGCCUCAACCUCAGCUUUGGGGCGCCCCCUCCUCCGUCGCCGUACCGGUCUUCGGUGAUCAUCGUGGCGCUGACGGCGAGCUCGCUGCAGAGCGACCGAGUAGCGGCGCUGGCGGCGGGGUGCAACGACUUUCUGACGAAGCCGGUGUCGCUCGUGUGGUUGAACAACAAGAUCAUCGAAUGGGGGUCGAUCAAGGCGUUGCAGAUGUGGGCGGAUCUGAGGCCGGAGGGGGCGAGCGUGCGGGCGGUGAAUUCGGGGCAGGUGGCGCAGGCGAUGGCGAGGGGCGUGGCGAGCCGGUUGCAUGUGCCGGAGGGGAGGGCGACGCCGGGGGUGAGGAGUCGCGAGGGGAGUUUGUCGAGGGUGGGGGAGGAGUUGGUGCGCCGGGAGCAGAAGGAGAAGGAGAAGACGAGGGCGGGUGUUCGGGCUGGAGAGGCGAGGAAGGAGAAGGAGAGGUCGCCUGGAGCGGAGACGAGCGCGAGCGACAGCGACCUCGCGGCCAAGUCGGUGCUCACCCCGCCGUCGGACCUCGCCUCCGCUUCCGCGUCCUUGUCGAGCGCCAGCGCCAGCGCGUCGUCGCUCCCUAACGCGGCGUCGGCCACGUCUUCGGAGACUGCCGUGGACCUCGAGACGAUUCCUCCGACGAUCACGGCAGCUGGCGCGGCGUCCGAAACCUUAGAUCCCGAUCCGGCCUCAAGGGCGUCGACGCCCGCGUCGUCUUCGGCCGCGCCGUCGUCCUAUCACACGCCCGCCGACGGGGGCUCUUCGCCCCGGGAUAGAGACUCCGACGACGAGGCGCCGCUGCCCGGCGCGUUCCCGACGCCGAAAGCGGUCGACUUCGCGCGGGAGGAGGAGGGGGAGUCACACGUGCCACCGCUCGCGUCCGAAUGACGGUGCGAGGCGGCUUUGGGGGUUCUGAGCUGGAUCGUGCUCCCGUUGGCGGUGGUGCGCGUUGUGUAUCCCCAGGUCGCCGGGCUGUUGUUCCAAAAGACGAGUCUAUUCUGAGGUGGACCGAACGUGGCUAUGGACCCCCCGGUUCCCGCUCCCCCCCUCUACCUACCUCCUCCCACCUAAACGCCUCUCCUUGAUUCCCGCUCCUCGUUGCUCUGCAUACCUCUUCUCCCCACCUUCGUUCCACGUGUUUGUCUUGUUGCUUCGGAUUUUUUCUUAUCUCCCUCGUCUCUCGUCUCUCUUUGAUGGUCUUUCUUAUUUUUUUUCUGGUCAAGGGUCUUCUCGUCUUUCCUCUCCUCAGGGUGUUAGGCAACGGGCUCCGUUAUAUUCUGGCAUCGCACGCACACACGAAGUUAUUCGCACUAUACACCACAGCAAUCACCAUGUCGCAC
This is a messenger RNA of Punctularia strigosozonata HHB-11173 SS5, 5172 nucleotides long. RefSeq lists its product as uncharacterized. The coding region runs from base 89 to 4720 and encodes 1543 amino acids. Gene Ontology annotation, biological process: phosphorelay signal transduction system. Lineage: Eukaryota; Fungi; Basidiomycota; Agaricomycetes; Corticiales; Punctulariaceae. The record is from RefSeq and is a predicted model, not a curated record. The transcript has 4 exons.